ACCUCUGGCUGCCGAGCGGGCUGCAGCGCGGGCGCUCGCCGGUCCCGGAGCGAUGGGCCGGGGGCGAUCGCGCAGCCUGUGACCUGGGGGCCGGGAUGCCGCGGCCCGAGCCCAUGCCCGGCUACGGGCAGCUGCUGCAGCGCGGCUACCGGAGCCUGGCGGGGGCGGUGCGGAGCUGCACGGACUGCGGCUGGGAGCUCUCCCGGCGGACCUGGGCCGAGAACGCGUCCCUCGCCUGGAGCGAGCCCCUGCUCUGCCUGCUGUGCGCCAUCGGCUGGACCUGGCUGCGCAGGGCCGCCUCCGGCUGCCUCUUUCGGCCGUUCGGGGAGUGGUGUAACCUGCAGCCAAAGGAUGCUGCCAAGAUGCCCGAGAGCGCCUGGAAGCUGCUGUUCUACACGCUGUCCUGGUCAUACGGCACCUACCUGCUCUUCUUCACCGAGUACCCCUUCUUCCACGACCCGCCCUCCGUCUUCUACGGUUGGGAGAAGGGUAUGGAUGUACCCACCGACAUUGGCAUCGCCUACUUGCUGCAGGGCAGCUUCUACGGGCACUCCAUCUACGCCACCGUGUACAUGGACGCCUGGCGCAGGGACUCCAUCGUCAUGCUCAUCCACCACGUGGUGACACUGACGCUCAUCGUCUUCUCCUACGCGUUCAGGUUCCACAACGUGGGGAUUCUCGUGCUCUUCCUGCACGACAUCAGCGACGUGCAGCUGGAGUUCACCAAGCUCAACGUCUACUUCAAACACCGGGGCGGGAUCUAUCACCGGCUCAACGACGUCAUCGCCGACCUCGGCUGCCUCACCUUCAGCAUCAGCUGGUUCUGGUUCCGCCUCUACUGGUUCCCCCUCAAAGUGCUCUACGCCACCUGCCACAGCAGCCUGCAGUCUGUGCCCAACAUCCCCUUCUACUUCUUCUUCAACGCCCUGCUCUUCGCGCUCACCCUCAUGAACCUCUACUGGUUCCUGUACAUCGUCCUGUUUGUGGCCAAGGUGCUGACGGGGCAGAUGCAGGAGGUGAACGACGUGCGUGAAUACGACGUGGAGGAGAGCAAGAAAACCACAGGGCCCCGGAAAGCGGGUGAACUCCAGCUCCCCAAGUCCUGGAAAGAAGGGAACCACCUGAAGAACGGGCUGAUAAAAGACAAACGGUUAUAAUGGAACCGCUGGGCAGCCUCUGGGGACUGACCUGGGGCCCUCCAUGAACCCAGCGAAGGAGAGAGCCCCGCGGAGAAGGAGUGCAAGACCCCAACCCCCCCACCCCCAAAACCCUGCCUGGAGCUGGGGAGCAGCUGGCAGCCGACAGAAACAGUCCAUGCGGCUCGGCUCGGCUCUGGCUUCACUUGAUCCUGACGUGGCUUCUGGAGCCUGUUUGCGCUGGGCACCCUGCAGGCUGUUGGAUGGGUUGGCUGAGAUGGGGGGGAGGGUUUCCUAGCAGGGUCCAGGUCAGAUAUGGAACUUGCUUUCGGUUACCUGGGAUCCCCCGUGCCAACCCCACCCCUUCGCCAUCCUCCCUCUCUGUCAUUUCCCCAGACCUGGCAAGUUGUGGGAUCCCAGGCAGCUCUUGUCUCUGGAGCACUGACUGACGCCGUGGAGCUGGUGAGGGGCUCGAAGCAGGGAGGCAAACGCCCCUGCCCCUUCGGCACCAGUGUCCCAAGCGUGGGGGCCCAGAGCCAGCUCUGCGGUAACUGCAAACAGGGAAUGGUGACAUACCACUAGGCAGAAGUGUUGUGCUGCUAUGUGCCCUGCUGGCCAGUAGGGGUCAGUGUACUACAGGGAGCUGCUGUACGUGCAUCCAGGGGUUACUCCACAGAGCAACCCAGGCCCCUGCCUGGAACCCCCUGGGCCAGCGCCUAGAGCAUUCUCCCCGCAGCCUGCCCUCCUGCCCCCAGUCCCUUAGGAGGCCAGUGCCUGGAUCAGAGAGAGAAGGGACAGUGGCUCCCUCUAGGGCUCCUGCCUUGAUGAAUCCCCUGGCCUGAGAAACCGGCUCUGGCUUAAAGGGCUUUGCAUUUCCUGCAGGCUGGGCUGAGCUGCAGCUGUUUCCUCUCAGUGGGGAAGAACCCUGUGGACUUUUGCACCCAUCCCUCCCCCUGGAGCUGGACUCACCCCACGGGAAUACUACUGCAGUGUCGGCUGCUGCCUGCUCCUCUCCGAGGGCCCUAAGGCCAAGCCAGGGGGACAAUAGGCCACUGAAGGGAAUUGCAGCCGGCCUGCAGAGGGUUAAGCCAAACGGGCAGGGGGUGAGGGGCUGGUUGUUGUUUCUGGUCCUUGCUUAGAUGCAGACCCCAGAUAAUGCUGAAUACGCCACAAAGAGACUCCCUGGAAAACAUCAGCGACUGGGUGGUAACAUGAAAACAUGAGCCAGGUUGUUAGAAAUCCCCCAGUUCUGGCUGUUCCCCCCCAGCCAGCCAAACUAGCGAGGACAGGAAAUUAAACAUCCCACCACUGGC
Messenger RNA from Mauremys reevesii (Reeves's turtle), 2449 nucleotides. It is a transcript of the gene CERS1, whose product is annotated as ceramide synthase 1. Gene Ontology annotation, biological process: ceramide biosynthetic process. The record is from RefSeq and is a predicted model, not a curated record. The coding region runs from base 96 to 1157 and encodes 353 amino acids. Lineage: Eukaryota; Metazoa; Chordata; Testudines; Geoemydidae. Gene Ontology annotation, molecular function: sphingosine N-acyltransferase activity. Gene Ontology annotation, cellular component: membrane. The transcript has 7 exons.